AUGCUGCAGGAGGUGGGCUUCUGGUGCUCGGAGGAGGAGCUCGGCGGCGGUGGAGCGUCGGACGCCGACCGACCGAACCCCCUCCUCCUGGUGGACGACGCCUGGUUCGCCGAGUGUCACCCGGCGCUGCUGAAGACGAUCGAGUGGUACCUCACCCGCGGGGCGUUCGUGGAGAGCCACGAGCUCGCCUACAGCUUCUGCCGGUUCCCGAACUGCUCGCUGGCGUUGGAGCAGCCUCGAGUCAUGGGCGCGUGCACCAUGACCGACGGCGUUUACUGCUGGCCCGAGGGAUACUGGCACUAUGUGAGCCACCACCACGUCAAGCCACCGCAGGCGUUCCUGGAUCACCUACUGGAGAGAUACGGCACGAUGGUCGAAGCGAAGAGGAAGGCCAAGGAGGACAAGAAAUUGCUGCUCUGGGACGAAGUAGAGCAGAAAGCGGUGGACAUGCCACGCGCUAUGCAGGAGUGGAUCAUCAACUACACGACCAUCCAAGUUGACCCGUGA
This is a messenger RNA of Phytophthora sojae, 507 nucleotides long. RefSeq lists its product as hypothetical. The record is from RefSeq and is a predicted model, not a curated record. The transcript has a single exon. Bases 1 to 507 code for a protein of 168 amino acids. Lineage: Eukaryota; Oomycota; Peronosporomycetes; Peronosporales; Peronosporaceae.